GUUAGUACUUGCUAGUCAGUUGUAACAAGUCCUUUCUUCAAGACAGUCCUCAAAUUAAUAAUUGCUGUUGUACUUAAAAAUAAAAUUAUAAAAUAAUUUUUAGUUUAUAAAAUCAGAUAAUUUAAUAAAUUACCAAUUAUUAAAGAUGUUUCGCGAUAUAAAAUCAGUAAACGCGCCUCAAAAUAGGACUUUAUCAGUACCAAAAUCGAGUGACAAAGAAAAUUCUGAACCAGUUGCCUUUCAGCAAAGAAAAUCACUUGGAGCAAUACCCAAGCAGUUUAAUCAAAAUUCUGUUAAAAAAGCGCGUCCACGAUUAGUCAGCAUCGAAAAUAUCACUGAAAAAUUUCGUAUAAAAAAUUUUGUAGCAACUCAGGAUUUCGAAAAUUUUUCUCCUACGCUAGAAGCAGCCGGAACAUUUCAAGAUUCGCGUUUUGCCAUAUACAAUAUAGAAAAAGGAACUACGGUAAUAAGAAGCAAGCUAGAGAAAAAAUGCAAACCAGCUGCCGAGAAAAAUGAUUUAAAAGUUGAUUCUGGUGACAAAAAACUUGAAGACAAAACUGGUAAUUUGGUUGGAGCUCAAAGCGAGGAGAAGAGUCCCAAGGUUUCAUUGCCAAAGAAAGUUCGGAUCAAAGAACCAGAUACUAUUUUCCCGGAGGUUUUCGAUGAAGGAGAUUUGGCUGCGGGUUACAGCUUUCAGAAAACUCCGGCGAAAUUCCCACCGAAAGUCGAUGAUUUGUCGCAAAAAAGUAAGUUCAAGGUUGUUAAACACUUUUUCUCGGAUGUCCAGCAGAACGGAAGUUCUGAAAAAGUCAAGAAAGUUUUGAAACGGCGCAUGUCUGGAAAAAUGUUGGAAAAUCUGGCGCAUUUUGAAGUUGAUGGUGAAAAGGGAGUGAAGAAUACGGUGAAAAGUACUGUUGUUAUUUUGCCCGUCAAGCGAAUCCAGGAAUUGAAGGAUCAGGAUAAAAAACUAAAAGAAACUCCAGAGGAUACUAGGGAAUUUUUGCCACCUCUACAGAAUGUAAAAAAAGUGAGAUGUGAGGCUUCAAAAAAUAUAACAAUUAAAAAAAAGGUAUGCAAUCCUUCUUUCUAUGGUAAGGAUUCCAUAGAAUACGUCAAAGACCAUCUUAAAUUUUUCGAGGAAAAAGAAUGUAAUCGUCAAUCAUUUUCGUCCACUACCCGGCGAUUAAACAUCUCAUCGACUCAACGCCAGAUCCUUGUAAGAAAUUUGAUAAAUAUCAACAAACAGUUUAAUUAUCCAGGAUUCCUUACCUACAAUGCAGUUCGCCUAUUGGAUGAUGUAUUGUCACUUUCGCCAAAUGUUCCAGUGGAAAUGUUACAGUUAAUUCAACUCACUUCGCUGUGGAUCGUAUUGAAAAAAGAUCACGUUUUUCAUCGUGUUCCUCUGAGUGAAAAAAUAGCUCAGUUGUCAAGUGGAGCAUAUAGUAAAAAUGAGAUCGUUCAAUGUGAGCGUGAAAUUUUAAAACUCCUAAAUUUUGAAAUAUCGUAUACGGAUGUAGCAUCAACAGUGAAUCUUUGCAUUGUGUCGGAUCCCAAGCUCGGCAACAUCAAUUUCGAUGAUAUUUAUUUAAUGUACUAUUUCUCGGGCUAUAUGAUUGAUGUCUCAUUGUUUGAUGAGGAGCUAAUGAAGGAGUCUGCAAUGUUACUAGCAUCGACAAUCGCCGACUUAUCAGUAGUGAUGAAUAUGUCUAAGAUUACAUCAAUCGCAGAUAUUUCAGCUGAUGAUUGGACACCUAGUUAUGGAAAAUGCUUCCCGGAAAAGGAUAGAGUACGUGUCCGCUCCAUGAUCAUACGCCAAAUAUUGAAGUCCUUCGAGCCGGGCACCAUGGAAUAUAUUGUUUACUUGAAGUACAAGAGGUCUCGUUACGGGGGAGUAUCAAAAUUUAUAAUCUUGAAAUUAGAGAACUUAGUAUGAUUGAAAUUUUUGAAUCAAUUUUAUUAGUACAAAUAUUAUUUGCUAAAAGUCAUCAAUUUUCUAAAUUUCAUCAUCAAGUAUUAAAUUAACAAAUUAGUUCAAUUUUUUAAUAUGAGUUGAUGAUAACUAAUGGCUGAUAACAUUUGUUAUAUUUGAUGAUAUUUAUUAAUUUUCUAUACCAAGAAUAAUUUUAAUAUUUAUAACCAAAAUUAUUACUAAGUUUUAUAAGUGAUAAAAUAUUUUUAUUUUUACAAAAAAUAAAAAAUUUAUGAUUAGUAAGUAAGGUAUGCUGAUAAGAGAAA
Cotesia glomerata is the source of this 2235-nucleotide messenger RNA. RefSeq lists its product as uncharacterized. Gene Ontology annotation, molecular function: cyclin-dependent protein serine/threonine kinase regulator activity. The record is from RefSeq and is a predicted model, not a curated record. Gene Ontology annotation, biological process: mitotic cell cycle phase transition; regulation of cyclin-dependent protein serine/threonine kinase activity. Gene Ontology annotation, cellular component: nucleus; centrosome; cyclin-dependent protein kinase holoenzyme complex. NCBI's taxonomy places the organism in Eukaryota, Metazoa, Arthropoda, Insecta, Hymenoptera, Braconidae. The transcript has 6 exons. The coding region runs from base 146 to 1933 and encodes 595 amino acids.